AUGGGUAAUUCACAUUCAAGCGAAAAUGGUGGUAAUAGUGGUAGUGGUGGUGGUAGUGGUGGUGGUGGCAGUGGCUAUAGUGGAGUUUCAGAAAAUAUGAUUAUUGACUUAGAAGGAAGAUAUCAUAUUGAUUAUAAGAAUAGAAAUUAUAAAAAAUUGAAACCUCAAAUGUUUUCAACAUUUUUUGAACAUUACGAAAUUGUUCAAGCUGAUUCAUUGAUAAAUAGUGAUUUCAUCAAAAAUAAGACUGUUAAAAAGAAUAGAGAUAAUAGUAGUAAUAACAAUAGCAAUAAUAAUAGUAAUAAUAAUAAUAAUAAUAAUACAUUAAACAACUCUACCAUAAUCACAACAACAACAACAACUACUACAACAUCCACUCCAACAACAACAAUAAUGAUAACACCACCACAGCAACAACAACAACAAAGAACAUCAUUAGAUUUAACAAAUAGAGAUAUAUCGGAAUCAUCUACACCAAAUGAACAACAAAUCAGAUUGGCUCAAGAAGAAACAGAAAAUCAAGAAAUUGUUGAAAGUUCUUUUUUAAAGUCUUCACCAGUUCCAUCACCAUCAUCAUCAGUAUUAAAGAGUUUUGAAUCUGAUUUCCAAUUAAAUACAGAUUUAACAACUGAGACAUUUGAUGAUAAUAGUGCAGAGAAAAAGAGACAACAACAACAACAACAACAACAAAAUGAAGAUUCUAAACAAUCUUCUCAACAACAAACACAAAAAUCAAAAGAUAAAGAUGAAUCAGCUAAAAUAGUAAACAAUAAAUCUUCAUCCACUACAAACAUUAAACCAAUUUUAGCAGCAGCACAAACCUCUAGAUCAACAUCAAUACCAGCAUUUAAUAGAAAUAAAACAAAAGAGCCAACAAAACAAAAGAUUAAAAAAGAACAUAGUACCUUAAGAAAGAAUUCAUUGAGUAGUAGUAAUAUCAUAACACCAAAUAACACCACCAAUACCAAUGCAAAAGAUGGUGCAUCAUAUUUUAAUGAAAAUAGUUUAAUGUCAGUUAAAUCAGAUAUUAAAAUCUUUUCAUUAGAUUUAUCAAUUAAUAGAUUAGAGAAUAUUACAAAUGAUAUUUUAUCUAUAAUGGCAAGAUUUGAAAUUCAAGAAUUAACAUUAUCAACAAACUUUUUCCAAAUAAUUCCAGAUCUUCAAUUAGUCAAAUCUUUAACAACUGUAAAUUUAACAAGAAAUAAGCUUUCAAAACUUCAAACUUCUGUUUUCAUUGAAUUACCAUCUUUAACUUCUUUAAUAUUAGAUAGAAAUUUUAUCUCAUCAAUUCCAGACGAUAUUGAUCAAAUCAAAAAUUUAAAAUAUCUUUCAAUUAAACAUAAUGCAUUAGAAUAUUUACCAAAUUCAUUAUCAAAUCUUUCUCAAUUAAUUUCAUUGGAUUUAUCACAAAAUAAAUUAAAAACUUUACCACCAAAUUUUGAUGAUUUAAUUAAUUUAAGAAUGGUAUGGUUAUCAUAUAAUCAAAUUACAAGUUUACCAUCAAUGAGAAAAUUAGUGAAUUUAGUAACAUUUGAUAUAUCAUCAAAUAAAUUAUUAAGUUUACCAAAAGAUUUUGCUUAUUUAGUACCAUCAAGAAUAAAGCAAUCUUAUAGCGAUAUUGAUAUUGAUGAAUAUGAUGAAAAUAUAAAUACAUGUAAUAAUAUAAAUAGUAAUAAUAAUGAUAGUAAUAAUAGUAAUAAUAAUAAUAAUAAUAAUAAUGAUAAUAAUAAUAAUUGUAAUAAAAAUAAUAUAUUAGAAAUGAUUAAUUCAACAGAAUUAGAAGGAGGUGGAUUAGGAUGUUUAAAGGAAUUAAAUAUUCGUGAUAAUAGGGAAUUAAUUUCAUUACCAGUUGAAUAUAAACAGGUUGAAUCAUUAAUGACACUAGUUACAAGUAUACCAAGUGAAAUUAUACCAGGAAUAUUUUUAGGUGGACUUGAUAGUGCAAACAAUGCACCAAUUUUACAAACUUUAGGUAUCACACAUAUUCUUUUGGCAAUUGGUGAUUGUGAACCAUUCUUUCCAAAAACUUUCAAAUACUAUUCAAUUGAUGAUGCUAGAGAUGCACCACAAUAUGAUAUUAGUCAACAUUUUGAACAAACCAAUUGUUUCAUUGAAUCUGGUAGAAAAUCUGGUGGUGUUUUAGUACAUUGUAGAGCAGGUAUCAGUAGAAGUUCAACUUUGGUAAUCUCUUACUUGAUGAAAUAUCAAAGAAUGACCUUUAAACAGGCAAUGGAUCUAGUUCAAUCAAAAAGACCUCAAAUUCAACCAAAUCCAGGUUUUAAAGAUCAACUUUUAAAAUAUGAAGCAAAAUUAUUUUGUACAAAUAUUUUAAAUAUAUCUUCUCAUAAUAGUAAUAAUAAAAAUAAUAACUCCUCUAAUAAUAGAAAGAGUAUUAAUAAUAGAAAAAGUAAUAAUAUAAUAAUUACAAUUAAUAACAGUAGUAAUAGUAAUAAUAAUAAUAGUACUGAUAAUAGUAAUAAUUCAUCAACUUCAACAACUCCAAAUCUUUCUUCUUUAUCUUCUGAUUCUUCUUCAAGUGCCUCACUUUCAAAAUUAUCAAUUUCCAAAUAA
Dictyostelium discoideum AX4 is the source of this 2571-nucleotide messenger RNA. It is a transcript of the gene mpl3, whose product is annotated as leucine-rich repeat-containing protein. The record is from RefSeq and is a predicted model, not a curated record. Gene Ontology annotation, molecular function: protein tyrosine phosphatase activity; protein serine/threonine phosphatase activity. NCBI's taxonomy places the organism in Eukaryota, Evosea, Eumycetozoa, Dictyosteliales, Dictyosteliaceae. The transcript is spliced from 3 exons. The coding region runs from base 1 to 2571 and encodes 856 amino acids.